ACAUCUUCCAAUCUGGAAGUACCCUUCCGUGUUCGAUUGGCAGACUGCAAUGCACCCUUGGAGAAGAUUGAAGCCCGAGUGGAGAGACACAUUGGUGCACUGGGUGCUGGGCAAGCUCAAGCACAACAAGAGCAGGAGAAUAUCAGAGAGAGACUGGAGCAAAUGCAACUGAAAGCAGAAGAGCUGGAACAUUUCCAAGGACGGGUGAAGAGGAGGGCAGCAAAGAUGGAAAAGAGAAUCAGGGCAGAGAAGCUCAGUCAGACAGUUGAGGUCGAAGGUCAAAAAGGGAGGCUAGCCCGGUUGAGGGAGUAUGGCAAGCAUGUGCAACAGAGAAACACUGCAAAACUCAAGAGGUCCACACGCCCAUCCAAGGGUGGGAAUACGAAGAUGCCCUGUCAUCUGAACACUGAACGGUUGCCUGCCGGUGACCUUCGCGAAUCCCAUUGUGAGCAGCCAUUACACCAGGGGACGCUGGCACAACCACUGCCAAAGGUAGCUGUCAUCAGGGAAGUGCCCAAAAUAUCAGAGGAGCAGUUGCAAGAACUUACAAUGCAGCGCCAAGCAACAGCUUCCAAGCAGAAGAAGACUUCCUCAGCUGCCAGAAAAUCUAACAAUAGGAGUCAUGCUUUGGCAGUAAGGGGAUGCUUCAACCAACAUUACUCACCUGCAGCAACAUUCAUGCAAUUGUGUGCAGAGCAACUUGGCCGCCUUUUUGCUGCAGACAUUCUUGGUGAAUGUACUUCACAAUUGCCAGUCGCUUACCUCAGCCACCAGGUUUCAUAG
Molecule: messenger RNA, 783 nt
Organism: Ostreobium quekettii
Lineage: Eukaryota; Viridiplantae; Chlorophyta; Ulvophyceae; Bryopsidales; Ostreobiaceae
Source: the annotation of a GenBank genome assembly